Gryllus bimaculatus (two-spotted cricket) is the source of this 546-nucleotide messenger RNA. NCBI's taxonomy places the organism in Eukaryota, Metazoa, Arthropoda, Insecta, Orthoptera, Gryllidae. The record is from the annotation of a GenBank genome assembly.
AUGCUUGGUGCGAAGGAGUGUUUUUCGAGUGAAGUGAAUUACUCGCAGAAUGAGGAAAAGUGCGGAAUGGAGAAUGUGAGCUGUACUGUGGAUGAGGGAGCCCGACAGUCGGCGUGUUUUCUUGGUUGUAGAGCGGGCCAGCUCUGCGAGGAAAGGCCUGGAUCGGGGACGCGCCAGAAUUCGGCUGUGCGAAGUACGCCUGCUCCCUGCGGCCGGAAAGGUGCUCUCCUUGACGACGCCUCCGCUUCUGACUUGGCUGGAAUGCAGUGUGUGCAGACGUUGAAACCGUUACACAACGUAUGUGUGUAUGUUUGCUUUCCGCGGAUUAGAUCGUGUGGGUCGGUGCGUGUCGUUCUGCGUGCGACAAGAGAGCGUGUUCCUCGAAUGACAUGUGGGCAUCGCCACCGACGUCGAAUGCGGCUGGGAAUCUCCUCGGUGAGUUUGCGUCUUCGACAUGUGAUGUUUGAACUAACACUUGAGUGUCAUUUGAGAUUGUUCAAAAGGAAUGAUGCGUUUGGAUGUACUUAUCGCAUGGUGCUAAAAUAA